AUGAGCGCGCAAUUAACAUCACUACUUGGUGGUGAAUGGUAUGCAGUUUAUGCAUCUAUAACAUCAAAUCUUAAUAGAAUCGGUUUAUUUUCUCCAAUUGCUUAUUUUCGUACAUUACCACGUCAACCUGAACCUAUACUUAAUUUACGUGGUAAAUCAUUAUCUCGUUCAACAAUUGAAUUAGUCUGGCAACCACCAUCAAAACCUAAUGGUCCAAUAAUCAAUUAUCUUGUUUAUUAUGCACCAAUGGAAGAUCGUUUACCAGUAAAUAAUUCGAAAUUACGUUGUUUAAUGAAAGAAGAAGCUGUUCAACUAAAUCAUAUAAAUCUCACACAAUCAGCACGAUGUUCACGACCAAAAUCUCGUAUAUCUCAUUCGAUUACAAAUAAUGAUGAUGACAUAGAUGAUGAAAAUGAAGAAAAUACAAGUAUUGAUCAAGUUGUUACGGAUUUAUCUAUACUUGAAUAUCAGCUUAUUAAUUCUGUAAGCCAACGAAAAGAUCCAUUGUUUAUUCGUCAAGAACUUAAAGAAACAAUUAUAAAUGACUUAGAUCAUUAUUUUGAAGAUAAAAGUAGUGCAUUUAAUGAUAAUUGUAAAUCAGAUUCUCAAGAACAACCCGUUGUUGAACAGAAACCACAUAUUGAUCUCUAUAUACAAAUUGUAUCCGAUACAAAAAUUAUUAUUGAUGAUUUAAAAGAAGCACAAAUGUAUAUGUUUCAAGUCUAUUCAUGUCAUGAUAUAUCAAAACAAUCUUUAUCUAAUGCUUGUAGUCUUAAUGGAAUUAUAUUAGCUGUUAGAACAAAACUCGGUGAUCCAUCUCGUAAUUUAGUACGUGAUGUUCAAGUUGUUGAUUCUGAUCAAUUAACAACUAAUGAAAAAUCACUUACUUAUCAAAUAUCAUGGUUAGAAUCAUUAGAACCAAAUGGACUUAUUUAUUUUUAUAUUAUACAUAUUGGACAAAAUAGUAAUAAUGGACCAAAAGAAGAACUUUGUGUUGGACAUGAUGUAUAA
Molecule: messenger RNA, 1011 nt
Organism: Rotaria sp. Silwood2
Lineage: Eukaryota; Metazoa; Rotifera; Eurotatoria; Philodinida; Philodinidae
Source: the annotation of a GenBank genome assembly